Messenger RNA from Pelmatolapia mariae (spotted tilapia), 1200 nucleotides. It is a transcript of the gene hoxd3a, whose product is annotated as homeobox D3a. Gene Ontology annotation, biological process: regulation of transcription by RNA polymerase II; anterior/posterior pattern specification; embryonic skeletal system morphogenesis. Lineage: Eukaryota; Metazoa; Chordata; Actinopteri; Cichliformes; Cichlidae. The transcript is spliced from 2 exons. The coding region runs from base 1 to 1200 and encodes 399 amino acids. The record is from RefSeq and is a predicted model, not a curated record. Gene Ontology annotation, cellular component: nucleus. Gene Ontology annotation, molecular function: DNA-binding transcription factor activity, RNA polymerase II-specific; RNA polymerase II cis-regulatory region sequence-specific DNA binding.
AUGCAGAAAGCAACAUACUACGAUAACUCUGGACUUUUUGGAGGCUAUACCUACCCCAAACCAGACUCUUACAACUAUGGGCCCGCACACCAGUCCUAUCCUACUUCAAACAUAGACAGCGACUACCAGGGCUCAGUUUGUCCCAUUCAGACAGCUGCAGCCCGGCCACCAGCCCUAAAAGACAGCGACCUGAACGGAGAUUGCAUGCGACAAAGCAGCAGUCAAAAUAACAACAACAGCCAAGCGACUAGUAUUUCAGAGCAGCAGGCUCCUCCACUGUCUGCAUCUUCCCCUAGCUCCAACAGCUCUGCAUCUCAGAAGAAGAAAUCCCCAUCCAGCAGUGCUUCCAGCAGCGCCACACCAGCCCUCACCAAGCAGAUAUUCCCCUGGAUGAAGGAGACCCGACAGAACUCAAAGCAGAAGAACUCAAGCAACUGUGCCACUGCAGGUGGUGAAGUGAGUGAUGAGAAAAGCCCACCGGGACCAGCGUCCAAACGGGUCAGAACUGCUUACACCAGCGCGCAACUUGUGGAGCUGGAGAAGGAGUUUCACUUUAACCGCUAUCUUUGUCGUCCUCGGAGGGUGGAAAUGGCAAAUCUGUUGAAUCUCACCGAGCGCCAAAUAAAGAUCUGGUUUCAAAACAGGAGGAUGAAAUACAAAAAGGACCAGAAGUCUAAAGGGCUGGCGCACUCCCCCCUGGGACAUUCCCCGGAUAGAAGCCCGCCGCUGAGUGGCCCAAAUCACAUUGGAUACUCUGGCCAGCUCCAAAAUGUGAACAGCCUCAGCUAUGACGCACCCUCACCCCCGUCCUUUGCCAAACCCCAGCAAAAUAUGUACGGCUUGGCCGCGUACACGGCACCCUUGGGUGGCUGCAUCCCACAACAGAAGAGAUACCCGGGCUCCGAGUACGAACACCACGGCAUGCAGAGCAACGGCAGCUUUGCCAACGCCAAUUUGCAAAGCAGCCCCGUUUACGUGGGUGGGAAUUUUGUUGAUUCCAUGCCAGCCUCGGGCCCCAUGUUCAACCUCGGCCAUCUUCCCCACCCCUCAUCCACCAGUGUGGACUACAGCUGUGCCGCUCAGAUCCCAGGAAACCACCACCAUGGACCCUGUGAUCCCCAUCCCACAUACACAGACCUCACCUCUCACCAAGCGUCUCAGGGAAGGAUUCAGGAAGCGCCUAAACUGACGCAUUUGUAA